GUGGUCUUCGGUGGCUUCUCCGCCGAGUCUUUGGCGGGACGGCUAGUGGAUGCACAGUCGAGCGUGGUGAUCACCGCCGAUGGCGUCAUGCGGGGGGCCAAGCCCGUGCAGCUAAAGGCCAUCACGGACAAGGCCUGUGAGAUCACCGCCAAGGAAGGCUUCAAUGUGAAGCGGGUGGUCUGUGUAGCACGCCUCAAAGACACCCCACGAGCAUCGCAGGCACAGCACGGUUGGGUCGAAGGCCGGGAUGUUUGGUACUCGGACUUUGUCAACUCACAGCCGGAGGAGUGUGAGUGCGAAUGGAUGGACAGUGAGGCACCCCUCUUCAUGCUCUACACUUCGGGCAGUACUGGAAAGCCCAAGGGCGUCCUCCACACCACAGGGGGCUACAUGCUCGGAUCUUUUGCGACGACCAAGUAUACUUUCGACUACCACCCGGAGGAUGUGUACUUCUGCACCGCCGAUUGUGGCUGGAUCACAGGACACUCCUACGUGACCUACGGCCCCAUGCUGAACACCGCCACGCAGGUCGUCUUCGAAGGUGUCCCCACGCAUCCGGAGGUGGACCGCUUUUGGAAGGUCUGCGAGAAAUACAAGGUCAGCAUCUUCUACACGGCCCCUACCGCCAUCCGGGCGUUGAUGAAAUCUGGGGACGCGCCGGUUACUCGCAACGACCUCAGCAGCCUCCGGCUGCUGGGAUCCGUCGGUGAGCCGAUCAACCCAGAG
Molecule: messenger RNA, 726 nt
Organism: Symbiodinium necroappetens
Lineage: Eukaryota; Dinophyceae; Suessiales; Symbiodiniaceae
Source: the annotation of a GenBank genome assembly